AUGCAGCAACAACAGCAACAUCUGCAACAGGUGCAGGUGGACGCGCAGACUGCGGCUGCUCAGGCACAAGCCCAAGCCCAAGUGCAGGCUGUCCAGCAAGCGCACGCCCAGGCUCAAGCAGCCCAAGCAGUAGCGGCGCAGCAAGCAGCCCAAGCACAAGCCCAAGCACAAGCACAAGCACAAGCCCAGGCUCAGCAUCAACACGCUGUCCACGCAGAGAUGAAUCGGCGUCGGUCGUCAGGCGCGGGCUCCACGUCCGGCAGCGGCACUGGCCGACCGGGCCUGGACAUGACCUCGUUCAUGGCCACCCAUCGCCAGACGCACAACGUCCCAACACCAACGCAGGUGCAGCACAUGCACCUCCCGCAGACUGCGCUCGACCAAAUGGCCAUGCAGGACAUUGAGCGCCACCAGCGGUCCCAGAACGGCGGCAGCGGCGGUGCCGGUCAACAGGCAAUCGAACAGUACUGGUCGUUGCCCCAUGUCAACACUUUUCCCAUGCCGACCGGUCGCCCCGCGACCCAGCAAGUGAGGGGAACUGCCGAGAAUAAGAACAGCAACGCCGGCGGCGGCGGCGGCGGCGCUGGUAUCUCUGGCCGCUCACCCUCCGUGGGAGCAGCAACGGGGACAGGACCCAACACGCCCAGCGAGGAAGACCCCGUUCGGCCAUUCCUCGAAGGCCUGGCGGCCGCCGCGGAGACGCCCCAGCGUGCCCAGAUGUGGACCGAGCUUAUCCGUCUCAAGACCAGGUCACUCGAGCUGCAGAUCGCCGAGGCUCGCGCAAAGGAACGCGCUGCCGAGCUUGAACUGCAUCGCUUGCAAGCGGGUACAGCGCGCAUUGCCGCCGCUAGCAACCACCAGGCUCAGGCGGCGACAUCAAAUACCGCACAGCAGCAACCCCAGACACCCACGUCCUUCUUCCAGCAGCAGGCGCAGGCAACGCCCCAGCAACAACAGCAAAUUACCGCUCAGCAGCAGCAGCAGCAGCAACAGCAACAACAGCAACAGCAACAGCAGCAGGCUCAGCAGCAGGCUCAGCAGCCCCUCCACCCACAGCCAGACGCGACCGUGUUGCCAGACCAGCAGUUCGGGAGCUUCCCUCUUGUUACGCACGCGCGCUCGCCAGUGGUGGAGACCACUGCCAAUGCGUUCCCACAGGAUCUCAUCCCCAACAUGCCGGCUUUGCCCGCGACGAUGGGCGUGCCCCCCGUCGUCACACAUCAGAACCCGUUCGGCAAUGGACACGCGCUUACCGCGUUUGACCUCGAGGCCAUGCUGCAGCAGGAGAGUCUCGACAACCUCUUUUCGUGGCUGCCAGACACGGAGGGAAAUGUCUCUGGAAACCAGAUGGGCAUGGCCCACGGCAACGACAUGCUCGGUGGCAACGACCUCAUGAUGGGCAUGCACGGCAUGCCUGCUCCGAGCAUUGGCGAGCCGGCCACACCAGCGUCCCCGACAGUCAAGCGCCCGCUGUCCCCCGAGUCGGACGGCUCGCCCCACCAGCCACCGCCCAAGAAGGGCAAGCCGCGUGGCGAGAAGAAGAUUGUCAUUGAGCAGCACGCUUCCUGCCAGGCUUGUGGCAAGGUCGUGGCGCGCGUCCUCCUCCGUGCGCCCAAGAGCUCCAUCCCUAGCCCCGUCUCGGUCGAAUUCCGCUGUCAAGAGUGCACUGGUAUCCGCGCCGCAAACUCGCUCGACCCUCACGGCACGGCUGGCUCAAACAUUGGCUCUACAGAGGCACGCAAGCGCAUGCGCACAGCAAUGGAGGACGACGACCUCGUCAACGAGGACCCCGGAAACCGUCGGUGUUUCUGCGAUGUCUGCCAACGUGUUGUGGCCUGCGGGCAGGUUGUCGGUGGCACUGAGCGCGCACCGCUUGGCAGCAUGGCCGAAAUCAUCUGCACGUCGUGUGACGCGAAAUAUCAGAGGUGUACCGACUGCGGUGGCGGUGGUGGCCCUCGUGUGGGCAUUGGAAAGUGGCGUCUCAAGCAAGUCUUCCAACCUGGGCGCAAGACGUGUUCCCUGUCCCACUCGCGUCUUGGAGACCGCCCACGCGAGAUUGGCGUCCAUGUCACGCCUACAGACUUUACACCUGAACAGCUCAAGGAGGUGUUGCUGCGGUGCAAGAACCUGUGGACGGAGAAGACGCUCAGCCGUCUCGCCGUGCCGGAAAUGCUAGAAAUCGAUCUACCUCCAGGACUAGUCAACCCCUUGCGCAACUACCAGGACGUCGACGACAUUGUCACUCGUUGCUGGCCGUCGCGUGAGGCCAUGAUCCGCGCGGACGGUGUAGACCGCAGUCGUUUCAAGCGCGUGCUCGGCCUCACGUGGGCGCACUCGCGCCCACGCCGUACAGUACGUACGGUCGACCUCGAGGAAGAAUACGCGCGCACAGCCGACCCAGGAGAGGAUGACGAGAUGAGCACCGUCUUGGCCAAUGUGAAGAGGACCAACGUUGUUAUCCCGGCGGGCUCUGAGCUCAUCGGCAUGUGGGGAGGCGAAUGGGACAUGGUACAUGGCUCGCUGCUUGUGUCCACUCUCAUUCCAUUCGAGGGGACCGACGGCGAAGACACCUCGGCUCUCUCCGUGGGCGAGCUGAUCUCCAAGGUCCAGCUCCUCCAGGACCAGAUCAAGCAGGAGCGUAUCGCCGAGGCCGCACGUCUGGGCACGGACCCGGAGCCUGUCCGGCCAUGUGAACACCUCUGGGUCGUCUCGGGCGGCAGCAUGCCACUUAUCAGGGAGCGCAUGGCCGACAUUCUUGUGCGCAAGCGCUCCUUUGUCCAUGUGGAAGAAUACCUCACUCGCCACCCCGAUUUCCUCGAAGCGCUCAAGGCUCGUCCUGUCGGCCUGCACCCAGACCUGCACCGGCCCAUGCCGCACCAGCUGUCGGGCAACGACAAGGACUACCAGCCGCCACAGCCGCUCAUCCUCGUCCGCUGGCUGGGCAAAGAUUUCGACGCGCAGAGGAUACUCGAGAUCAAGCAGAUGGAGUUUGGAGGCGGGAAGAACAAGGGCAAGCUCAAGAAGAUGCCAAAGAGCAAGGUGUAA
Messenger RNA from Apiotrichum porosum, 3045 nucleotides. RefSeq lists its product as uncharacterized. The coding region runs from base 1 to 3045 and encodes 1014 amino acids. NCBI's taxonomy places the organism in Eukaryota, Fungi, Basidiomycota, Tremellomycetes, Trichosporonales, Trichosporonaceae. The transcript is spliced from 5 exons. The record is from RefSeq and is a predicted model, not a curated record.